Molecule: messenger RNA, 1674 nt
Organism: Ustilago hordei
Lineage: Eukaryota; Fungi; Basidiomycota; Ustilaginomycetes; Ustilaginales; Ustilaginaceae
Exons: 1
Coding region: 1-1674 (557 amino acids)
Biological process (GO): transmembrane transport
Molecular function (GO): transmembrane transporter activity
Source: RefSeq, a predicted model, not a curated record
AUGACUGGCCAAGGCUCCUCUUCACGCUCACGGACCGACUCGAGUUCAUCCCGUUCGCCACAUUCAAAUGGAAAGACGAUUAUCGAGGAUCAACAGCAAAGCAAGAUUGUCUCUGCCCCUCUUCCGGCUGAACUGCAUCCCGCAUCCUCCCAACUUGCCCGUCGAGAGGUAGAUGCGGAUAAGGAUCUCGAAAAAGUCCCGCAAGCCGACGGCUGGAUGCUAAAAUCAGAAGCUUCAUGCGAUGCCAUCUGGGUCGACUUCCCCCCCGGAGAUGGGGAAAACCCGUUGAACUUCUCGAAAAGGCGCAAGUGGUGUAUCACCAUGCUCGGUGUCCUGUUUACCGCUGAAGUAGCUGCAACCGCUUCUGCCUACGUACCUGGCAUCCCCUCCAUGGAACGAGAUCUCAAUAUCACCAACCAUGAACUUUCCCUUCUCGGCAUUGCAGUUUACCCACUCGGAUUCUCUCUACCGCCGUUAGUGCUGGCUCCGUUAUCGGAGGUGUUGGGUAGGAAUCCGAUGUAUUUGGUCUGCCAUCUGUGCUAUAGCCUCUUAUUCGUCGGCUUAGGGCUUGCCAAGAAUACAUCGACAAUGAUUGUAUUGAGAUUCUUGCAAGGAGCGUUUGGUAGUACGGGUAGUACAAUGGUUGGUGGCAGUAUCAGUGAUAUUUGGGUUAGUAGUGAAAGAGGCCAACCAAUGGCCUUGUUUGCCACUGGUGCCAUCUUCGGCACUGGCAUCGGCCCCGUUUGGGCAGGAUGGGUGGAAGAAAACACAAGCUUGGGUUGGAGGUGGAUUGAGUACAUCCAGGCUAUCUACACUGCAUUCAUUCUUAUCCUUCUUCUGCUCUUCCUUGGCGAAACACGUGGGAGCAUCAUCCUCAGCCGUCGAGCAGCGAAACUGCGCAAAAGCACAGGAGAUCAACGAUACAAAGCAAGGGCAGAACUAGAAAGAGCAUCGCUCAGCCUCCUAAUCAAAAACUCGCUCAGCCGACCACUGAUCUUCUUGGUCAAGGAACCCAUCGUAACCUUCUUCUCUCUCUGGAUCGCCUUCACGUGGGGGUUCAUGUACAUGCUUCUUUCUUCCAUCGCUCUCAUUACCGCCCAACAUUCUUUCACCCCCGGAGAGACUGGCUUGGUCUUCAUCUCCAUAGCUGCAGCUGGUAUUCUGGGUAACUUGAUCAACCCGAUCCAAGAACGUCUCUACGCUAAACAUUACCCUACAAAGGGCCCCGAAGCACGCUUAUACCUUGCUUGCGCAGGUGCGAUUUUUUUCCCCAUAGGAUGCUUUAUCUACGCCUGGACCUCUUUCCCGCAUACCAACAUCGCUGGACCCGUUGUUGGCGUUACCACUCUGAUGGUAUCCAUAUACCACAUUUACCUCAGCGUCUUCAAUUACUUGGCCGAUUCCUAUCUUUGCUAUGCUAGCUCGGCCUUGGCGGCGCAGAGCUUUGCGAGGAACAUUUUUGCCUUUAUCUUCCCCUUGUUCGUGCAAUAUAUGUAUAAAGGUAUGGGAUAUCAGUGGGCGAGUACGUUAAGUGGCUUGUUGGGAGCAGUGUUGGGCGUUGUGCCCUUCGUGCUGUUCUUCUAUGGAGAGAGGAUUAGGGCAAAGAGUAAGAUCAGUUUGGCUUUGCAGAAGCAGUUCGAAGAACAGCAGGAGAGGGACAAGGGCCGGCCCUAG